Messenger RNA from Lactuca virosa, 1901 nucleotides. Lineage: Eukaryota; Viridiplantae; Streptophyta; Magnoliopsida; Asterales; Asteraceae. The record is from the annotation of a GenBank genome assembly.
UUUUAAAUCCCUGAAGACCAUUUACCGCGAUCUCACUUUCCAAACCCCAAAACAAGGCAUUCACACUCUCUGUGCCUGUGCCACUCUCUUUUUUCUUUCCGAUCAUCGGAUUCCUCCGUUUCUGUAGAUCUGAAACAGUAUCUGAGUCACCGACAAUGGCUAUUUCCGUGCAAAACCUCUUAAAAGAACGCAGGUAUCCUUUCAUUGUAUCUCUCCUCCUCCUACUCCUCUUCGUCGCCUUCUUCGUCCUAACCACCAACACCUCCCAACCACCUCCUCUCUACCAUCUCCCUCAAUCUUCUACUCAUCCUUCAAUCUCACAAAACAUCCCUAGCAAGGCGCGGACGCCCCCUCUACGAGAAAUAGAUGGUAAGAUUAGCAAUAGUUCGGUAGAUCCUGAUUCGGAUGAUAGUGAUAGUGGUGAGGACUUGGUAAUCGACUGGAAGGCAUGUCCAGGUCCACUGGCGGUGGAUUACAUACCGUGUUUGGAUAACUGGAAGGCGAUAAAAUCUUUGAAAUCGAGAAGGCAUAUGGAGCAUCGAGAACGACAUUGCCCAAAACCUAACCCUCGGUGUUUGAUUCCGCUGCCUGAUGGAUACAAGGUGCCAGUUCCUUGGCCUAAAAGUAGGGACAUGAUAUGGUUUGACAACGUCCCACACCUUAAGCUUGUUGAAUACAAGAAAGAACAAAACUGGGUGAAAACAUCUGGUGAAUAUCUUCUUUUCCCUGGUGGAGGCACUCAAUUCAAGGAAGGAGUUACUCAUUACAUCCAAUACAUAGAAAAGAAUCUGCCAAAAAUUGGUUGGGGAAAACGCACAAGGGUGAUUCUUGAUGUUGGUUGUGGUGUUGCUAGCUUUGGUGGAUAUUUACUAGACAAAGAUGUGAUAACAAUGUCAUUUGCUCCAAAAGAUGAACAUGAAGCUCAAAUACAAUUUGCUUUGGAAAGAGGAAUUCCAGCCACUCUUUCAGUAAUCGGAACUCAAAGACUCACAUUCCCUGAUAAUGCCUUUGAUUUGAUUCACUGUGCACGUUGCAGAGUGCACUGGGAUGGAGAUGGUGGAAAACCAUUGUUGGAGUUAAACAGGAUUCUAAGGCCUGGGGGUGUUUUUAUCUGGUCUGCUACACCAGUCUAUCGUGAUGAUGAAAGAGAUAAAAAAGUUUGGGAAUCCAUGGUAGCUCUGACUGAAUCUAUUUGCUGGAAAGUAGUGGCAAAAAGCUUUGAUUCCUCUGGAAUAGGGUUGGUUAUAUAUGAGAAGCCUGUUUCUUCUUCCUGCUAUGAAUCACGUAAAGUAAACAAUCCACCUGUAUGUGAUGAGGAUGCACAUGCAAAAACUUCAUGGUAUACACCCCUUGAUGGCUGUAUUUCAAGAAUCCCAACAACAACCACAUGGCCUACACCAUGGCCCCAAAGGCUCAAAACCAAACCAGAUGGUUUACCAAACUUUCAUGAGGAUACCAGAAAAUGGUCUGAAAUUGUUACAAAUGUGUACCUUGAAAACCUGGGGGUAAACUGGUCAAAUGUGAGGAAUGUGAUGGAUAUGAAUGCUGGUUAUGGAGGGUUUGCUGCUGCUUCGACGGAUCUACCUCUAUGGGUGAUGAAUGUUGUCCCUGUUAACAUGCCAGAUACAUUGCCUGUAAUAUUUGAUAGAGGGUUGAUUGGUAUUUACCAUGAUUGGUGUGAAUCACUCAAUACGUAUCCUAGAAGUUAUGAUCUUCUUCAUUCUAGUUUCCUGUUUGGCAACCUAACACACAGGUGUGAGAUGUUGGAUAGUGCAGUGGAAAUGGAUCGCAUAUUAAGACCAGCUUACAUCAGCAACGAUUUCUGGUUGCUAGGAAAGGUUUCUGGCGUCCAAAUUGAUAUUUUCAAAAUUAAAAGGUUUUUGUUUAUUUAUAUGAAAUAG